This is a messenger RNA of Ctenocephalides felis (cat flea), 1520 nucleotides long. RefSeq lists its product as uncharacterized. NCBI's taxonomy places the organism in Eukaryota, Metazoa, Arthropoda, Insecta, Siphonaptera, Pulicidae. The transcript is spliced from 8 exons. The record is from RefSeq and is a predicted model, not a curated record. Bases 147 to 1520 code for a protein of 457 amino acids.
CCCUUUAAUUGUCAAUAUUUACAAAUGUCAACCAUUGUCAAAAAAAUAAUCUGUGUUUUAUGUCUGCAUAUUGAUUGAUAGAAAUGUUUUGAAAAUAUGUAAUAUUUAGUGUAAUAGUUAAUUUUUCUUUAAAUCAGAUCUGCUCCAUGAUAGCCCUGGAUCAAUCAAAACCCACUUUUCUUGAUAUAUAUAAGAUGGAUUUGGCGGAGACCAUGAAAGCUGUUUUAGCAAACAAACAUUCGAAUAUGUCUUCACAAAUGGGAGCACAUUCGGGAGUCAGUGAUACUCCUGGAACUGGUUAUGUGACUGAAAAAUUGUAUAUGUUAUUACAAUUAUAUCUGCAAAACAAGGGCUGGAGUCCCAGUGUAGAAUUAUUGCAAUGUUUUACUGAAUUAAAAGAUUCAGCAAUGCUUCCAAAUGCAGCAUAUCUUCAAGUCCUGGCUAGUCGUGUUGCACUGGAUUCACAAGGUAGAUUAGUUUUGAGAGAUUCAGGAAAAAUAGUUCUUCCAUUUGAACAUUUUGCAAAUGCAGUUAUGUUAAAACACAUGGGUGGACCCCAUGGACUUCACCUUGGCAUUGAAGCCACUGUGAGAGCAGUAAUGGAUUCCUAUACUAUUGGGAGAGAAAACCUUGGUAUGGAAAAGGACUUUAUUGUAGAAGUUGUGCAGUCAUGCCCAAGCCCUGCUUGUCGCUAUUAUAAAGGCCAUUUGAAUGCUCCUAUGGGUUCAACUUCAAAUACAUUUAUGACUCCAGAGCCUCCUCACACUCCACAAAACUUCACAAGUGAUCAAUUUAAUAUGAGUCAUUUGGGUGCUCUUAGGCAUAUUGCAGGUGCAGUGGAUUUAACUGGCCCUAUGGAAUCACCUAAGGGAUCACAUAAUGCAUCACAAACACCUAACAAGGGUCCAGCCCAGCAAAUCACUGCUGCCAUAAUCCAGCAGCAAAAUAGAGCCAUUGCUCAGCAAAAUUUAGAGAAAUUUGGAGCUCUUUCAUCUCUGGAAAAACAGCGAGUAUUGCAACAGCUGGACAAGAAGCAAUAUGAGCCUCCAUCAACUUCCAUAACAUCACAAAUAUCACAGAAUAAUAUUCCAAGUCCUAUGGAGCAUAAAGUUUCUGAUUUUUUGAGUCGUACCUCAACCUCAUCACUAGAUCUGGAUACAUUAUGUAGCAAUAAAGAUUUGCUGGCUUUGCAUAAUGGUGCUUGGGGUGGCAGUUCUGAAGCAUUGGGCGGAGCCCUGGGCGCACUCAGUGGAGGAGGUGUUGGUGGAGACAAAAUUGUUCGAGCGUUUUCUGAAUUGAUGAGGAACAUUGCUAGAAUGAAGACUUUUAUCAGACCUUCUAUGUGUAAACCUUAUGGCAAGCAGAGUGAGAGCUUACAAAAAACACUAAUUGACACCAUACAACUAGUACAGUCUUUGAGAUCUGUUUUGCCUGCUCCUCACAUCCCGGUUAGCUCAUGGAAAAGUGAAGAUAGACAUCGCAAAGAUGACACUGCUGCUGGACUUCAAGGCUUAACUUAA